Durusdinium trenchii is the source of this 420-nucleotide messenger RNA. The record is from the annotation of a GenBank genome assembly. NCBI's taxonomy places the organism in Eukaryota, Dinophyceae, Suessiales, Symbiodiniaceae.
AUGGCUCACCGCAUCUUCUCCUGGACCGGUCUCCAUGCUGUGUUGGCGGCGCUGGGCUGCUGCAUCGCAAGCGGUUGCAGUUGCAUCGACCAGCUCAAGCCCAACGAGCCGCUGAGGUCCCCAGCCGCACGGCUUCGACAGCAGCCCUACGUCUUUGCUGGCGAGGUGGUUUCAGUGGCUCCCACCGAGAAAGAGCCCACGGAGGAGCAGUGUGCAGAGGAGGCAGAAGUGUGGGCCUGCCAUUCCUUGAAGAGCUGGAAGAAAUGCAGCCAGCAGCAUCAGGUGAUCGUGCCUUUGAAGGUGAUCGACCUUGAUUUCGAAUGGGUCCCGGAUCCAGAACGAGUACUCUACCGGGUGUCCAAGCUUGCCGAUCCCAGUCAGACUGUUGGACAAAUCGCAGUUUUAGCCACCAUUGGGUAG